CGGUACGGGACGGAGUACGGACGGUACGGUACGGACAGAGAGGAGCGCAGUGAUGGCCCCCGCCACCGCCGCCGUCGCAGCUGCCCUGGUGACGGCACUGAUCAUCUCCAGACACGCCGUCAGGGCGGCAGAGUUCUACUGCGACGAGCGGAGCCAGGCGUGCCACCCGGAGCCGUGCGACUCGUGCGGCGUGGACGUCAUCUACCGGUCGGUCACCGAGUGUCAGCUCAGCUGCUCCCGCGCCGACGCAGACGUCCAGUCGGCCUGGUCCUGCGUGCUGCCGCCCGAACAGGGGCCCUGCAGGGACCGCAGUCGCCGCUGGCACUUUGACCUAAAGGUCGGCGAGUGCCGAGACUUCUCCUACGGAGGAUGUCUGGGCAACUCGAACAACUUCGGAACGCGGUCCGAGUGCAGGAGCGUCUGCGAGUACCGCAUCGGCGAGAUCCUGCCCAUGCUGAACGUCACACUGAGCGGCAGCUCGGAGAGAGCCGCGCGCUGUCUGCUGCCGCGCCCGGAUGGCCCCUGUGCGGCCGGAGCAGAGACCGACGGCCAGCCGCGGUACGCCUUCGACCGGAGCAGCGGCCUGUGCCGGCCGUUCGAGUGGACCGGCUGCCAGCCAGACGGAAACGUGUUCACCUCCCAACUGGCCUGUCAGAUCCAGUGCGAGGGCGUCCGGCCGCUGUUCCCCGUCCACCCGCCGCAGCAGCUGCCCGAGCGCAGCGGUCUCCACCAUGCGAUGGCUGAGCGGGUGCGGGAGUCGAUGCCUGAGGACGAGGACCACGACCCGUGCCUGCUGCCGGCCGACCCGGGCUCCUGCGGCGCCGACAGCCCGCGACUCUACUACGACGCCGAGCGGGGCGCGUGCCGCCGCUUCCUGUACGGCGGCUGCGGCGGCAACCUCAACAACUUCCUCAGCCUGGCCGACUGCCACGGCACCUGCAGCAGCAACGCCUCGCUGGCGCCGCUGCCGGCCACCUGCCGGGCGCCCAAGCUCGUCGGCACGUGCAGCUCCAGCGUCCUCCGCUUCUACUACGACGAGCCCACGGCGCGCUGCAGGGCGUUCCGUUUCUCGGGCUGUGACGGCUCGGAGAACAACUUUGUCACGCUGUCGGCCUGCGUGUCGGCGUGCCGCCCGCCUCCCGAGGACGUCCCCGAGCAGGAGGCAGACGUGCUCAGCGGCCUGGAGGUGCGCGGCCGCCGCAUGGAGGGCGCCUCCCCUCAGACAGACGUCUGCAGCCUGCCGCCCAUGGCCGGCCCGUGUAAGGCCGAGCUGGUGCGAUGGCACUACGACCCCAUCGUCGGACGCUGCCGCAAGUUUCUCUACGGCGGCUGCGAGGGCAACACCAACAACUUCGUCAGCCGGCGCGCGUGCGCGGAGUCGUGCGGCCGGCGGCGUCCGGAGCCACGCGCCGACCCGUGCUCGGGCCCGCCCAAGGAGGAGGGCUCACGCUUCUGCGGCGCCAAGCUGCAGCGCUACUCGUACUCGGAGGCGACGGGCCGCUGCGAGCGGCUCAUCUUCGACGGCUGCGGCGCCACGGCCAACAACUACCGGACCGUGUUUGAGUGCGAGAGCGCCUGCCUGAGCGGCCCGGCCCAGCAGCCGGCAGGUGCGUUGCUGAUGAAUUUUGGUCUGCAGCUGUUCAGCGCGGAGCGCGUGUGUCGUCUGGUGCCGGACCCGGGCCGAUGUGACGCGCAGAUCGACCGCUACUACUACGAACCGGACUCGGGCCGGUGUCGGCGACUCAUCUACCGCGGCUGUCGCGGUAACGCGAACAACUUCCAGACGAUGCGGGAGUGUAUGAGCACGUGCCGCGGUGUGGGCCCGGAGAGCCCGGAGCCGGAGUCGGCCGUCGACUGCUCGGCGCCGCCGGUUCACCCGGACAGCCGGGCCUGCUCGGAGAGCAUUGUGCGCUACUACUACAGCGUGGCGGAUGGCCGGUGCGUGCGACUGCUGUACGGAGGCUGCGGCGCCACCGACAACAACUUCGCCACGCUGCGCGAGUGUGAGCGCAGCUGCCCGGCCGGCGCCGUCAACCAGACAGAGGUGUGUCUGGCGACCCCCGCCUCGCCCGGUAACUGCCUGGGCCUGCUGCGCCGCUACACCUACAACCCGGAGACGGGCACCUGUUCGGAGUUUGAGUACACGGGCUGUGGAGGCAACGACAACAACUUCUCCAGCCGACGCGAGUGUCUGGAGCUCUGCCGCGGCGUCACCGAACAGCAGGGCAACGGCGACAUGUGCACAAUGCCGAUGGACGCCGGCCCGUGCUCGGGCGCUAUCGACCGCUACUUCUACAAUCCGUCGUCGGGCCGCUGUCAGCGGUUCACCUACGGCGGCUGCGAGGGCAACGCCAACAACUUCGCCUCGUUCGGCGAGUGUCUGGAGCGGUGCAGCGGCACGACGCCCACCGCGCCCUCUCCCGUGCCCAGUGAGGUCUGCCGGCAGCGCUCGCUGGUGGGCCCCUGCGCCGGCAGCGUGUUCCGCUACUACUUUGACCAGUUCGAGGGCCGCUGUCAGCAGUUCAUCUACAGCGGGUGCGGCGGCAACGACAACAACUUCGAGACGCGCGCCGAGUGCGAGCUGUCGUGUCCGGCCGAGUCACCCGGCACGGAGCCGACCACCCCCGAGACGUCCACCGACCCGUCCACCGACGAGGUGUGCUCCCUGCCGCCGGAAGUGGGGCCCUGUUUCGCCAGCAUGCCGCGCUUCUACUAUGACCCUGCCCGGGGCCAGUGCCGCUCCUUCACCUACGGCGGCUGCUCCGGCAACGCCAACAACUUCAUCACGCUAUCCGAGUGCAGCCGGCGCUGCGAGCCGGCCGCCGACCGUCCGGCGCGCUGUCUGGCGCCCGGCGCCGGCGCCUGCCGCGACAGCCCGCGCCGCGACCAGCGCGCCGUGCGCUCCUUCUACUUCGACCAGCGCGCGGCGCGCUGCCUGGCGCGGCCCGAGGGCGACUGCGGCGCGCGCAACAGCUUCCUGUCGGCGGCCGCCUGCCGGGACGAGUGCGCCGUGCCGUUCGCGGCGCGCGCCGUCUGCGAGCUGCCGGCGGAGCGGGGCGAGUGCGCCGGCCGCCAGCGGCGCUGGGCCUACGACCAGCGCGCCGGCCGCUGCCAGCCCUUCGAGUACGGCGGCUGCGGCGGCAACGCAAACAACUUCGCCACGCUGCGCGACUGCCUGAGCUCGUGCCGCGGCAUGGCGCUGCAGGACGCCGGCGAUGUGCCCGACACGUGCCUCGAGCCGCCCGCUGAGGACGACUUCUGCGAGCCGCGCCAGCGAACCCGGCCCCUCUGGACCUUCAACGCGCAGACGCUCAGGUGUGAGUCGUUUGACUCUUACGGCUGCGAGGUGGGUCAGAACAUGUACUCGAGCCGGUCAGAGUGUGAGCGCGCCUGUCGCGCCGAGCCGACCACACCGCGGCCCGAGGACCCGAGCUGCACCGUCGAGCCGCGGCCCAUCUUCGACUGCGUACCCGGCGAGCGGCGCACGGUAUACUUCUACGUGCCGAACCGGGACACGUGCCUCACACUGACCGACCGGGGCUGCCUCAGCGGCGGCAACAAGUAUUCAUCCAGAGAGGCCUGUAUGCGAGCCUGUUCCGGCGGCGGCGGAGACAGCGGGGAGGGCGGACCGGCCACGGACGUCUGCCGUCUCCCGGUGCAGCCCGGCAGCGCCUGUAAGGCCCGCAUGCGGCGCUGGGCGUUCAGCGCCGGCCGCUGCCAGCAGUUCUUCUACUCGGGCUGCGACGGCAACGGCAACAACUUCGAGACAGAGGAGGAGUGUCGCCAGAUGUGCGGCGACGCCACCGAGCCCAUCGACACCACCCCAGAGUACUGCCUCCGGCCGCCGCGGCGCCUGCUCGGCUGUCGGCCCAGUGCACGCACCGAACAGCGCUUCUACUUUAACCGGGAGCGCGGCACGUGCGAUGUCUUCCUGUACGACGGCUGUGACAGCGGCGGCAACAUGUUCACCAGCCGGCGCGCCUGCAUGGCCGACUGCAUGCCCAGUGGCAGCGGGGAGGAGCCGGACACCGACGACCGUCCGCAGUUCUGCAAUGAAGAGCCGGAGCGUCUGUCCAACUGCCGGCCGGGCAGGCGCCAGACCAAGUACUACUUCAGCCGCUCGGCCGACCGCUGUCUGUCCAUGCAGUCGGUAGGCUGUGAGCGCACCACGCGCAACCUGUUCGACACGCGGGCCGGCUGCGAGCUGACCUGCGACCCGCGCGACCCGACAGAGACUCCGGACACGGGCGACACGCCGGCGUUCUGUCGCGCCGCGCCGGAGCCGAUCCGCGGCUGUCGCGGCGGAGACCGGCAGGUCAUGUACACCUACAGCGCGGCCGAGCAGCGGUGCAGCUCCUUCGUCACCUUCGGCUGCGACAGAGGCAGGAACAUGUUCUCCACCGUGGCCGAGUGCGAGGAGCAGUGCGGCUCCAGCGGGAGACAAGACCCGUCUGUGUGCACGCUGCGCCCGGACGCCGGCCGCUGCACCCGGUUCGAGACGCGCUGGUACAGAGACCCCACCAGCAGCACCUGCGAGACGUUCCGCUACGGCGGCUGCGGCGGCAACGGCAACAACUUCGCCAGCCGCGCCGCCUGCCUGGAGCGCUGCGACACCGACCGCCGAGCCGAGAACGAGCUGUGCAACCAGCCGCCGGAGACGGGCGACCGUCCGUGCCGGCGCGAGGAGCAGCGCUACUAUUGGGACACGGCCACGGGCGUGUGCCGCGCCUACCGCUACUCGGGCUGCGGCGCCACCGAGAACAACUUCCUGACGCUACGCCAGUGCACGGACACGUGCCGCCGGCGCGGCCACAGCCCGCCGGGGCCCUCCGUGCCCGAGCGCUGCCGGCAGGAGGCCGAACGCAAACCGUCCGACGCCGGCGGCUGCGGCGUCCAGAGCAAACGAUACACGUAUUCCAGCAACCGGGGAUUCUGCAUUCCGUUCACGUACACUGGAUGCGAGGAGACUGAAAACAACUUCAUGACGCGAGCCGAGUGUCGAGAAACCUGCCAGCCCAAAGACCAGUGUCUGCUGGAGAUCGACCCUGGCCGGCGGUGUGACGUGCGCCGUCCCAUGGAGCGGUUCGCCUACGAUCCGCUGCUGGGCGGCUGCCGCCGGUUCCGGUACGCAGGCUGUGGCGGUAACGAGAACAACUUUGUGACGGAGCGGGCGUGCCUGCUGAGCUGCGGCGUGGGCGCGGCCACAGACGCUCAGGAGGUGUGCCUGCUGCCGCCGGUCGAGGACGGCAGCGUCAACUGCGGCGUCCGAGAGGAGAGGUUCUUCUUCGACUCGGCGCUGGGCCGGUGCGUCUCCUUCACGUUCACCGGUUGCCUAGCAACGGCCAACAAUUUCCUCAGCAUGGCCGACUGCCAGGACCGCUGUCCGGAGGUGGACGCCCCGCCGUCCCCGGACGACAGAGCGCUGUGCGCCCUGCCGCGGAUGGCCGGCUCGUGUCUGUCGCGCGUGCUGCGCUACUACUACGACACCGAGGAGCGACGCUGUCGGCCCUUCAUCUACACCGGCUGCGACGGCAACGCCAACAACUUCCUCGAGUUCCGCGACUGCACCAGCGCGUGCGACUCGCGCAGCCGCAGCCUCGAGCUCGGCGAGGCGCAGAUGCUCUCCGAGCUCCGGCUCAUCAUGGACAAAAUGGCGCCCGCAGAGCAAAUGGCGCUGGUCAGCACCACAGAGGCUGAGGCCGAGGUCACCUCGGUCACCACGCUCGAGCCGUGAGCGGGAUUGGGGAGGGUGCUGAUGUUUAAUGGCUGAUGUCUGCCAAGAGACAAGUGGCGAUCGUCCGGCCGAGCCCAACAGCGCGUUCGGCUCAAGUUCAGAAGGGCUGGAGCUCCACUGGCUCGCCCUUCAAUCGUGCUUUGUAUCAUUUUGCUCAUCGCGCUCCGCCAGCACGCCUUUGAUGUGUUCAUUAGUGGGCAUGGACGAAGUUCCGUCGUCAUAGCAUUCCGACCAUACUCACCAGUCACGACUCACAACUCACAAACGAUGUCGUGGUAUAUCACGCUGCCUUUCAUUCAUUCAGCUUGGUAGGUACUCCGAUGAGUAGCAUGCAUGCACGAGAACACACUGCAUAUCAACCGCAGUCGUGUUGAUGCGAAACAACUCUUGUACAUAUUCUCAUACGAUCGCAACGAUUUCUAGCAGAUCACCCAACGUGUGUGCAAGUAUCCCUCAGUAUCUAAGUGGUGUGGAAUGUUCAUUAAUUCAUCACCCCUGUGUUAGUGGGGUGAUUUACUCAUCUGACGCUAUGUGCAAGUGUUGUGUGCGGCUCGGGACAGAUUCAGUACAGAUAUGUUCAGAUGGCAGAUAAUUAAUAAAUGUACCUUAUUGGCGUUCA
Messenger RNA from Amphibalanus amphitrite, 6353 nucleotides. Its product is annotated as papilin-like. Bases 53 to 5734 code for a protein of 1893 amino acids. The record is from RefSeq and is a predicted model, not a curated record. Lineage: Eukaryota; Metazoa; Arthropoda; Thecostraca; Balanomorpha; Balanidae. The transcript has 24 exons. Gene Ontology annotation, molecular function: serine-type endopeptidase inhibitor activity.